UUACAGCUCACACACACACACACACACACUCCUCUGGUUUCUCUCAUCACACACACCCAGCAAAGCACAUGUGUUUCAGAGUGGAGCAGCGACAGAAGGAUGCAUCAUGAAGUCUCAGCAGAAAUGCAUUGUGAUCUUUGCCUUGGUGUGCUGCUUCGCCGUGCUGGUGGCGUUGAUUUUCUCGGCGGUGGACAUUUGGGGCGAGGACGAAGACGGGAUCACUGAGGAGAACUGUAGCAGGAACUGCAGAGUGGUGCUGGUGGAGAACAUCCCAGAUGACAUCUCCUUCUUAGACAAUAGUACAUCACACCUCCCUCUGUCAGUGGGGCUGUACGACUUACUGGACCGAGCUAUCCGGGCCGUGGAGAUAGUUUCCCCGCUGUGGAUCCUCAAUUCUUCUGAUUAUGAGUCCAGCUUCCAGCCUGCUGCCAGACAGGGAAGGGCUCUGCUGUCCAGGCUGCAGGGGCUGAAAGCUAAAGGGAUCCAGCUGAAGAUCUCCAGCGGGAUGAUCGACUCCACUGAGCUCGGGAUCCUCGCCAAACACUAUGCUGAAGUCCACUAUGUGAACACGACAGCGCUGACCAAAGGCAACCUCCACUCGUCCUUCUGGGUGGUGGACAGGAAACAUUUCUACAUCGGCAGCGCCAGCAUGGACUGGAGAUCCCUGGCCACAAGGAAGGAGCUGGGUGUGUUGGUGUACGACUGCAGCUGCCUGGCUCUGGACCUCCACAGAGUGUUCAGCCUGUACUGGGGGCUCCAGUAUAAAGACUUCAUCCCCUCCUUCUGGUCCAAGCGCCUCUUUGCCCUCUUCAACAGGGACGAACCACUGGAACUCACUCUCAACAGCACAAAGGCUCAGGCUUACGUCUCUAGCUCGCCAGAUGUUUUCAUCCCCAAAGAUCGUAGCAGUGAUCUUGACGCCAUUUCCAGAGUCAUCCAGGAGGCUCGCCAGUUCAUAUAUAUAUCCAUCAUCGAUUACCUGCCCCUUCUCGGCCGCAGUGCUCAAAGGUACUGGUCUCGUAUCGACGGCCUUAUCCGGGAGGCUUUGAUCCUGAGGAAGGUCCGGGUCCGUCUGCUGAUAAGCUGCUGGGAAAAGACUCAUCCACUUACUUUCAACUUCAUCUGGUCCCUGAAGAGUUUGUGCAUGGAGCAGGCCAACUGCUCACUGGAAGCUAAGUUCUUCAACCCCAGAGUGCAGAGGGAUGGCAGUCUCCAGGGAGUAAACCACAACAGGUUUAUGGUGACAGACAGAGCCAUUUAUUUAGGUAACCUUGACUGGGUGGGGAAUGAGUUCAUCUUUAACGCAGGAGCAGGCCUGGUGAUCAGUCAGCCAGAGGGCAUCGAGGAGAGGAACUCUACAGUGGUGGAGCAGCUACGGGCUGCUUUCGAGAGGGACUGGUUUUCACGUUACACCCGCUCACUGCAGGCCAACAAGAUCCCCGUCUGCAACAAGCACCAGAUCAACAGGCUGGUGCCAGGCAAAACCAGCCACUUAGACAAUGGACCAGUGCCUAUCAGAAUAGGCCAGCAUGAUAAUGGGCCUGCACCGAUCAGAGGCAGUCACAAAGAUGAUGCGCAUGUGGCAGUUAAAACAAGGCACUAUGACGAGAGACUGAGCAAAAUGAGUCGCCAAGGCAAGGCCAGUGGACUGGCGCCAGUUAUAGACAGUUACCAAGAGAGGGGACGAGUCAAAAUGAGUCAACUUGACAACAGACAGGUACAAGUCAAAGGUACCCACCGUGACAAUCCAAUGGAACCACCCACUCAGUCAGCUGAGAGCAGCGGCAGCAGAGAGAUCUUCAAUGGAUCCCUGUGACUACAAGUGUGAUGGGUUCCUUUUCGCUGAAUGAUGUUUGGAGAAUCGCUCUUUUCCAGGAACAGUGGAUUUAACACACUGGGUCUUUGUAGCAUUUUAUUGUUACCAUUUUGAAGAAAAAAACUUUAAAGAUAUAAGUAACAUCUGGUUUGCAGGACUUGAUGAUGUUCACAGAAGAACUCAGGAAGGAAAGUAAACGCUCCGCUGCAGUCUGGCACAUUUGAUGGAUAUUUUUUAAAGAAUGAAACCAAAACAUUUUGGUUCAUACGACAAACUGUAAUAAUAACUUACAGCCUUGCUCCUUAUUUAAUCUUUUUUGUCUCCUUGUUGAGAUCUCUCAAGCAAAGGAAACAGAUGAAAUCUUACUGAUUGCCUAAUUAUUGUUGUCACUUUAGCUGUUUGUGGCAGUCAUAAUGUAUCACCCUUUAAAAGGGGAAUGACGCCUGCAUGCCCCUGCAGAGAUGGGAGGCAGUGCAGCACGUGUAGCUACACUAGCUACAUUUAGCAUUAAAGAUACACUCCAAAGUAGUGGGGGAUUUACUACACAGCUUUAUAUGCUGUGUGUACUCAGAUUGGUAGUGGACACUUGGCCUCAUGUAAAUAGUUUGUGCAUCUCCAGCAGUAUUCUGAAGUAAGUUACUGUGCAUUCAAACAGUUACUUAAAACUGUAAAGUUAUUUAUUACAGUCAGUUGGUAUCUUCAUCCCAGACCAAAUCAACAUGAUACCACUAGUUUAAUAAACUACAUUGGAUCAA
Molecule: messenger RNA, 2571 nt
Organism: Epinephelus moara (kelp grouper)
Lineage: Eukaryota; Metazoa; Chordata; Actinopteri; Perciformes; Serranidae
Product: inactive phospholipase D5-like
Exons: 10
Coding region: 107-1816 (569 amino acids)
Molecular function (GO): catalytic activity
Source: RefSeq, a predicted model, not a curated record